AUCCGCCACUCCAACUUUUUGUCACUUUUGAAUACUAGUACGUAUUUGAUUGACCAUGCUUCGCCACCUGCAGCGCGUCGCCACCACCGUGUGUGGCCCUACGAUCUCCAAGCGCUCCAUCACGAGCCGUGGCUUCAAGAACGCCGAAGGGCAUCUGUUCUCCAUGACCAAGAUUGUGGGCACCAUCGGUCCCGUUUCCGAAGAUGCCAAGACCACCCAGGAGCUCGUCGACGCCGGGCUUAAGAUUGCCCGCAUCAACUUUUCCCACGCCACGUACGAAGAAGCCGAGCUCCGCACGGUGAACCUGCGCGCGGCUCGCGGUGUGCACGGCGCUCACGGCAGCGAUUUCAACCUCCGCUCCGUCUUGCUGGACACCCAAGGCCCCGAAAUCCGCGGCGGCAGCUUCGCCGACGGCAACAAAGUGACUUUGACCAAGGGCGACGCCAUUACGAUCACCACGGACGAGCGUUUCAAAAAGAACAGCACCAAAGAAUUGCUGUACGUAACGUACGCCAAGUUGGCCGAGACUGUGUCGACGGGAAGCACGAUCUUGCUGGACGAUGGGUUGAUUUCGCUCACGGUGGAAUCCAUCGAGAACGGCCAGGUGCACUGCCGCGUGGAAAACACCGAAGUGCUGGGCAACCGCAAGGGCGUAAACCUUCCGGGGCUGGUCGUGGACUUGCCCGCGUUGACUGAGAAGGACAAGCAAGACGUUGAGUUUGGCAUCAAGCACGACAUGGACUUCAUCGCGGUGUCAUUCGUGCGAUCGGCGGCCGACAUUGAAGCGGUCCAGUCGUUUGUGAAGGCGACGAUGGCCAAGUACUGGCCCGCCGACCACCCGUCCCCCAAGCUGAUUGCCAAGAUCGAAAACCACCAAGGCGUGACCAACUUUGACGAAAUUCUGGCCGUCGCCGACGGCAUCAUGGUGGCCCGAGGUGAUUUGGGCGUCGAAAUUCCCCUCGCCCAAGUGUUUACGUGCCAGAAGAUGAUGGUGUCCAAGUCCAACGCGGUCGGCAAACCCGUCAUCGUGGCCACGCAAAUGCUCGACAGCAUGAUCCGCAACCCCCGCCCCACCCGCUCCGAGGUCGUCCUUACCUCCAUUUCAAGUCCAUUUCGGAAUGCAUGUCCUUCAACCUGCUGAAUGUUGGUUCUGGCGACGCGAGUUUUGACUCGGAAUGCAUGUCCGGCAAGGUUUUGGGUUUUUUUGGUGAUUUUUGGUGAUUUUGUCGCGGUUUUUUGGAAAUUUUGCGACGCGAGUUUUGACUUGGAAACUGCGGAAUGCAUGUCCUGCACCCUUGAUUUUGGGUUUUUUUGGUGCUUUUGUCGCAUUUUUUUUGGAAAUUUCUUACUGAAUAAAUGACCUGAUUUGUUUCAAGUAGAUUUUGGACGUGGGCAAUGCCGUGGUGGACGGCGCGGACUGUGUCAUGUUGAGUGGCGAAGUCGCGCAGGGCAAGUACCCGGUCGAGUCGGUGUCGACGAUGCUGUCGAUCAUCAAGGAAGGCGAGUCGUUCGUGGCGCGGUUCCCCAUCUCCCCGUCCAUCGUGACCGGCCGCGACUCGCUCGCCAGCGCCGCCGUCAACGUCGCGUACGAACUCAAGGCCAAGCUCAUCGUGGCGCUCACGAAGGACGGCAACCUCGCGCGCGACGUGGCCAAGUUCAAGCCCAGUGUGCCCGUGAUGAGUUAUACUCCUAGCCGCAAGGUCGGGCGCCAACUGCAGUUGCAUCGCGGUUUGUACCCGGUGGUGUCUGAAUCCAUGACGCUCGAAGAAGCGAUGGACGACGCUGUCAAGAUGGGCUGGACCAAGAAGGGCGACAAGGUCGUGGUGCUGUCCAACGAUGACGAAGACACGCCCCAGCAGUUCACCAUGCGGAUAGAGACGGUCGCGUAGAGACAGACGACAUGACUCGAACCAUCAUCAUCGUGUGCAUACAGCAGCCAACAACAGGCGGUUCAGUUCAGCUCUGGACUCGUUAGUACUAGUACUACAGUAUAAUAGUACCUGUUGGUGGGACGAAUAAAGUACUAGUAAUACUAGCGACACUACUGUA
Molecule: messenger RNA, 2049 nt
Organism: Aphanomyces astaci
Lineage: Eukaryota; Oomycota; Saprolegniomycetes; Saprolegniales; Verrucalvaceae
Product: pyruvate kinase, variant
Exons: 7
Coding region: 56-1141 (361 amino acids)
Biological process (GO): glycolytic process
Cellular component (GO): cytoplasm
Molecular function (GO): pyruvate kinase activity; potassium ion binding; magnesium ion binding
Source: RefSeq, a predicted model, not a curated record